This is a messenger RNA of Talpa occidentalis (Iberian mole), 2594 nucleotides long. RefSeq names its product ENTH domain containing 1 (gene ENTHD1). The transcript is spliced from 7 exons. Lineage: Eukaryota; Metazoa; Chordata; Mammalia; Eulipotyphla; Talpidae. Gene Ontology annotation, biological process: endocytosis. The record is from RefSeq and is a predicted model, not a curated record. Gene Ontology annotation, cellular component: clathrin vesicle coat; plasma membrane; endosome. The coding region runs from base 309 to 2144 and encodes 611 amino acids. Gene Ontology annotation, molecular function: clathrin binding; phospholipid binding.
CACUGUGGGGGACGCGGAAAGGCCUGUCCAGGCGCAGGCAGGAGGGUGACGACGCCCUCACAGCCCGUGUGCGAGAGGGACGGUCCCUGCUGUGUGAGGCCACCACGUCACCCCUACUUCUGUGGGCGUCUCCGUGGGCCCGCCUCCCUCUCUGAGAAAUUGAUACAUUAUCCGAUGGAGAUGAAUCAUUUGAUUUGGGAAGCAGCUGAACUGGGGACAGGUGACCUCGCCAGGAUUUUAUAAACCAAGCACAUUAACUCCUCUUCCGUUACCCUUACCCGUAUCUCAUCUUCCAACUUGUCUGACUAAUGGCAUUCAGGAGGCAAGUGAAAAACUUCAUGAAAAAUUACACAGAUGCUGAAGUAAAAGUCAGGGAAGCGACUUCUAAUGACCCUUGGGGUCCUUCCAGUUCUCUGAUGUUAGAUAUCAGUGACCUGACUUUCAACACAAUUUCUCUCUCAGAGAUUAUGAAUAUGCUGUGGCAGAGACUCAGUGACCAUGGGAAGAACUGGCGCCAUGUGUAUAAGUCCCUGACGCUGAUGGAUUAUCUCAUCAAGAAUGGAUCAAAGAAAGUUAUCCAGCUUUGCAGAGAGGGGUUCUGUAACCUUCAAACACUAAAAGACUUUCAGCACGUAGAUGAAGCUGGGAAAGACCAAGGUUAUUAUAUCCGGGAAAAAUCUAAGCAAGUCAUAACACUGCUGAUGGAUGAACAGUUGCUGUAUAAAGAGAGGGAAGUGGCGAGUCGGACUCGACGCCGGACCUCCUAUUCUAUGACGUUUCCCAAAAGAUCACCCAGUACAGGAAACUCACCCACAGCAUGCGCUUCUGCCCCCACCCCAGAAAUUCCUGCUUCUGAGAAGAAGUAUAAGCUUCGUAAGGUUGCAAGGCUCCGCAGUAAAAAAAAUGCUUCCAAGGCAGGAUUGAAACACGAGCAGUGCCAAGACACUCAGUUGCCUAGUGGAGCUGUGUUGUCCCAGGAAACACUACCGCUCAGGAUUAAUGCUUGGAAAUCAACAGAGGACCUGAUACUAUUUUAUGAGGAUGAGCCAAAGCCACUUCUGCCGACAGUUCCGCCUUCCACUGUCUCAACAGCUACACGGUUGUCAGAAGGUCAAGCCGACGUUUGUAACCUCUGGGAUGCAGAUCCUGUGCCUACGCCCUCAGAAAAAAGCCUAUCUCUGCAGACAAAAGUGAGUUUGGACAAAUCAGACAGUCCUAUUGCAAAUACUAUGACAGAAAAUAAUUUGCAAACACCUCUAGAAAGGCAGUCAGCUGCAAAGUGUUUUGAAACCUUGCCAACUUUGCCAACCUUGCCAACCUUGCCAACCUUGUGGUCAUCAAGUAAAGAACAUGUCAGUCCUGAUUUAAGGACAUCAAGGUCAGAUUCCUCUUUCUAUAACCAGAGCUCUGUAGAGACGCUCUAUGUCUCGCCCUCAUUCAAAGUAGUUGACCCGGUGAAGGAGACUGUAAUCAGUAAGGAUGAUCAGAAGCCAGCAGAGCCCAGCAUCAUGCAGAUGGAUGAUGGAAACACCAAAGCCAUAACCACGCGGGCUGCCCCUGAGGGCACACCCUCCUUUUCUACUAUACCUGUGUCAUCUCCUGAUUCAGCCUCUUCCGACAAGUCUGCUCGUCUCUUACCCCCCAUUUUGGCCAGACCUUCCUUCUGGACUCUGUCCCACGCGCAGACUUCUUCGGCCUCCUUUAAAGAGAGCGAAAAGGCAGCCGGGGCCCAUCCCCCCUGUAUUCCUGGGGCCCCCGAGUUGUCUGAUGAAGAUAAUGACGGCCUCAGCCUACUGGAUAUUCUUCCGGAUAACUCCGAUUCUACUAAACAGCCCAGUGGUGUGUCCAGCAGUGAUUGGGUAGAGUUUCCCACCAAAAACAUAGAUCACUUUACUUCUAUGUCCUGUUCCAGUUUUCAGACCACCAGAGGCCUACCUCGAGUGUCUGAAGCAAACUAUUCCACUAACAUUCUCCUAGGGGAGGUAAAAAAUGCCGUAGUCAAGUUACACGAAGAUCUGAGCACGGUGAUCCGAGAACUUAACGUCAUAAGUAGCCACCUGGUAAGCAUGAGGGGGCACAGUCCACAGAGAAGCCAAGCUCUACCAUUUUCCCGGCCGGCUGAGGGGAACUCAGAUGAAACCUAACCAUCUCCACAGCCAUUUUUUGACCAAACUCACGUGGUUCCACUUCCCAAAGACAAAGCAGUUCACUAGUCAUAGUUUCCCAUUACUAUGCCAAAAGUAGGAUGAUGGUUGCAUUUUUUCCCUUGUCAGGGUUAGUAAUAUUUUUCAAACCACUGCAUUCAUUUGCGUGGUUUAUUUUUUUAAUGAGAAAAGGUAUCACCUUUGACCAUAUUAGAUAUUGGGUCAUUAGAAACUCAAGAGAAUUUCAUUCUUCCAUGCUCAGUACUUUACGUCAAAUACAUUAAGCAUUAAUGAGCAUUAUGAUAAGACCUCAGACAGCAAAUGAUUAUUCUAGAACUUUUAGAUAAGUAUAUGGCAGUAAGAAGUCAUGUGUUUUUCGGCCUUCUGGGGCUCCAUUGUUAGCAGCCUUUGUCUGGCUUAGGAGGAUUGAGGGUACUGGUUUCACGUGUG